CUGUGUGUAUUUUUUUCUGUUGAUUACCCUGAGAUUCGUUUUCAGUGUUUUCCUGUUUUAUGAUGUAGUUAUUAUUUAGACAUCGGCUAUUUACUUCCACCUUCACGCAUGCUCACUUACUCGGUUCAGUGUAUCAGCAGUAGCGAAAUCAACCGGUCCGACAGCAACAUGGAUCUCCAGUAAGAAGGAGGGGCACUCCGACCAGGGGGGUAAGGUGUACAAGGUGUGUAAGGUGUGAUGGCUCUGUGCUCUGAGGCUUGUGUCUCGGUCUCAGGAGGGGAAACCUAUGGUAAUGAGGCAGGUUCAAGCUGUCUUCAGUUUGGGGUUCGGUCCUAUUUGCACCACUUCUAUGAGGAGUGCUCUUCCUCUAUGCGAGAGAGAGACCCAGAUUCUCAAGGGUUUGUUCAGAGCCAGAGGUCAACCCUAUGGUGGAACUCAGCCAUCUGGAAGGUGUCCUUGGCCUUGGGUCUCCUGAUACUGACUGCAGGAGUUGCCAGCCUAUCAGUUUGUUACACCACUCCUCAUAGAAUUGAGUCAUUUGGAGAGGGAGAAAUGUUCUUUGUAGACACACAAGCCAUCAGCUUCAACAGGGGGCUGCACCUCAGCACUGCGGCUGGGAUCUGGCUCACCUGUUUCGGCUCAGCCCUGGCAGCAAUAGGGGUUGUUGUUUGGACUUUCCCAAGGUCCAAUCUGAAAGAGAGGCUGUUCUACAGACCAGGGGCUGGGGAACAAACAAGAAAGUCUCGGUCAAACUGGUGGGGAUUCAGGGUCCCAAGGGAGGUAGUUACUAAGCCGCCAAGUACAAAAGAGGGGAAAAUACCAGUAACACUGUUGAAAGAGGAAAAUGUGCAGUUCACUUCUUAAGAGUGAUUGCUACCCAGCCAUUUCGUAUGCAGGCUUUUCUUUUUUUUUAAGUCUUUGGACCUUAUAUAAGUGGUUUUCUGAUCAAUUAUUCUUUAAAUGGGUGUUGUUUUGUGAUAGUAUUAUAUUUAGACAAAAGGCUCAGGACUGUCUCGAAGCGGUUGAAUAUUUUCAAAGAUAGAAAAGUUAAUAACUUCGAUGCCUGAAUUUACAUAUUUUUUGACAGUGUGAAAAAUGAAGAGCUGGAGCUGGAGAGUCCAGAGAAGACGUAAUCCUAGUUCACUAUGUUGCACUGUCUACUCUUAUUAUUUAUCUCCUCUGUUGAAGUAACAACUGCUCCACAAAUAAAAUCAAUGGUUUAAAGUGAUUUGCAGGUAGUCAAACCGUGUGAAUUUAUUGUCCCCUCUUCAAUAAUUAUAAUAAUAACAGUAGACAGUACAGUCGAGAGAACAUAGAGAGACUAACAAGUGGAGGGCGAGUUUGUAUCAGUUAGCACUUAGCUCACCAUGGAUAGCAUUUAACAAGCUGUUGGUAUCUUCAGCAUCCAGCUCCUUUUUCUCAGGAAAAAAAAUAAUGUUGGUUCGACGCAACCUGUUCAAGGCAGGAAUGUCAGGUAUUUGGUCUGCCUUACCUUUCUGUAUACAAGGAACAAACACAGAGUAUGUGUGGUGUUGUUCCACCAAUAGGCCGACAGCAGGUGUGACAAGGCUGAAUGUCUGCGUAAAUGGGAACUGUUACAGAAAGGAACAUAUUGGAUGGGGCAUUGCUGUAAGACACUGGACCUGCUCUUUUGUUUCUAGGCGCCUUUGUUGCUCCCCUAAGACUGUAUGAUAUGUUUAUCACACAAAAGGGCAGCAAUAUGAUGGCAUUGUUUGGUUUAUUUGUAUCAAUAUUUUAAAUAGUUGCUGUUCUUUCUUUCAAAAUAAACAAGAUAGUGAUUUAGCAUUAAUCCCACAGAAAAUCCAUUUUGCUUUUCACUCACCAUACACAGAUCACAGGACAUUAAAGGGGUUCUACAAUUGGAAGAAUAAUUAACAUUUCUACAUUUUUACAUCCACUAAAGCAAAGCAUGCUGUGGUGAUCACAUGUUCAGACACAUACAAAUGCACUCGUACCCACACCCACACGCCUACAUACAUGCUCGUGCUCCAUUCACAACAUCACCUAUUUUUUCCCCACUAUAAUCUGGCUCCAUAAUUGCCUACAAUCUGUGUAUCCAGGCAACAGUUUGGUUUCAAGUGCUCUAUUUUCAACUCCGAACAAAGACUAUUUUCUGAUUGGCCCAGCAUUUCCACUCCCUUGAUUUUCACACCAAUCAUGUUUUUGUUUGCAGGUACAGUAGUUGCAAGUGACUGAUGAAGCAUUGUGGUGAGAAUAAUUUGCACAGGCCAAUUGCUUGAUCAGGUCAUCCAAUUCAUUCAAAUUAACUGGAAGAGGAAAAAUGAUGUAGAAACUGAAUAACUAAAAAGUCAAUACAUGCCAUAAAAAAAAUCGGAGGAGUUGGUGUGGCAGAAAAAAGGACAGCAACUUAAAUGCUAAAGUUAUACAAUGUAAUUGUUUUUUUUUUUUUUAAAUGAAAUAAGAAAAAAAUAAUAAUAAUAAGCAUUCACAUAAUGUAAAACUAUGGAUAUUGUAGGAAUAUCAGUUAGCAAGAUAAUUUAAAUGUAUGUAUAAAAUGUUUUUUGUGGUGAUGUGUUUUUUUUUGUCAUAGAGAUAUUAACAGAACAGAAAAUACAUACAAAAGAUUGAUGCCAGGUAUAUAAGGUACACAGUAUAACUAUUAAGUAUCAAAUUCAUUGAAGCCUGGUGAAAUUUCUUAAAAAUAUGGUUCGUUGUAAUAUCUUUCUCCUAUUUUUAUUUUAAAUUUUUUCUCAUAGCAUUGUGGUUCAAUUCUAGUAAAAAAUGUUCAAAGUGCAGUUUGGAGUCUGUCUAUAGCAUGUCAAAUUUCCCCAUACUCAGAGUCAGCUGUAUAAAACGUAUAUUUUGUCCUUCACAAUGUCUUCGAAAUAAAUGAAAAUGUAUUUUUUUCUGGAAAUUGA
Messenger RNA from Labrus bergylta (ballan wrasse), 2900 nucleotides. RefSeq names its product neurensin 1-like (gene nrsn1l). Gene Ontology annotation, cellular component: transport vesicle; neuron projection; neuronal cell body. The record is from RefSeq and is a predicted model, not a curated record. Gene Ontology annotation, biological process: nervous system development. NCBI's taxonomy places the organism in Eukaryota, Metazoa, Chordata, Actinopteri, Labriformes, Labridae.